AUGAAAUAAGUAUUCCAUCAGCUGGCCAAACAACAUAACAUUACCAACAACAAGAGCUUUACUUUACCAACCAAAUAGUCCCUUGAGCAAUCCUAUUAAGAUGUGAAGUUCCAAUUUGUUAUGUAAUUCUCAAAAGCCACAACUCAGGAAUAACUUGAGUAGAUUGUGAAUAUUCUAUUCAAUCAUGGAUUUCAAUCUUAUAAGACCAGGAAUCUAUAGAAUGAUAAGAUUCUCCUAUUCAUUUGUAUUUGGGAUCCUAAGAUCAUUUUGGAAUAGGCGGAGCAGAUGCAACUCUAUAAAGUAAAUACAAAAACAUUAAAUAGUUAGUUAUUGACCGUUCACAUACUUAAAUGCACGAAGUAUAUAGAAAGAUAGCUGAGAAGAUAAAUGUAAAGAAAAUAUUGGAUGAGAGAUUAGUUAUCGCUUUAAAUUAAAUUGAUAAGAGAAUAGUGGAGUUAGAAAAUUAUUAAAAAUUUAAAUACCACUUAAAAAAUGACUUCUGUUUACAUAAUGAAGACUCAGAAGUCAUUAAAAUAUUCAGUCCUUCUGAGACUCUACUUAUAAUAUACAAUUAUUUACAUACUAUUAAAAUUGGAGAUUUGGACAUGAUUCAUUUUCUAAAAACGGAAGAAUAUUUAUUAUAAGUUACUCCGAUUCAUGAUGAAAUCGUCUCACUCAACACAGUAUCAGAUAUAGAGAGAUACUUUGGAGGCAACUUAGCUGUCUAUUUCGAGUUCAUGAACUUCUAUUAAUCUAUGCUUAAGUAUUUGGCUGUUGCUGCAAUCAUCACAUUAAUUGUAGAUCAUCAAAGUAGUCUCUUUAAAAUCACCAAUGUGGCCAGUUUCUAUGCAGUACUCACUAUGGUCUGGUCAACAUUCUUUAUCAUUGCUUGGCGUAGAAAAGAGAAUGAGUUAAGUAUUGAAUGGGGAGUGUUCGGUUAAUAACACAUAAAAAGAUUAGAUCUGAAUCCUGAAUAUAAAGGCACACCCAAGAUGAAUUAUAUCACUGGAAUGGUUAAGAAUGGCUAUCCAACAAGUAGCAGGAUAUUCUACUAUAUGGUAUCCUUAUUCGAAGCCAUCCCAAUUCUCAUUAUUGCUGGUUUAAUUAAAAUUGUUGUAUUCAACAUCAAUGGACUAAUCAGGAAUGAAAGCAGUAUCUUUUACAUCAAGGUUGCAGCUAAGCUGAAUCAAGAGGGAGGUCUAUUAUAUUAUAAAUACACUACUAAUAUUUUAGACAUUUUAACCAUCUUAUUGAUAUUCUACAUCAACACUCUGUAUACAAAGGUUUGCAUUAAUUCAACCAAACGAGAAAAUCAUAGAACUAAUUUGAGGUUUUAUAAUUCUUUAAUUCUUAAACGUUUCUUAUUUGAAUUAAUCAAUAGAUUCUUUCAUUUAUUCUAUAUUGCAUUCAUUGAAUUUGAUAUACCAACUCUAAGGAGUCUCUUGAUUAAGUUGUUUGUAAUGGAUCAAAUAAGAAGAGUUCUAUUGGAAUCUCUAUUGCCAAUGUUAAUGAAGUAACAGUAUGAAAAACAAAAGGAAUAGUACUGCUUGAACUUAUAAAAGAAGGAAGACAUAAAUGAAAAAAUUGUUGAUAGAAUUGUAUAUCUUAAUAUAUCAACUACUAUAGGCAGAACUUGAACUGUGGGAAUAUGAUGAUUUCGACGAUUAUAUUGAAGUCAUAUUUCAAUAUGGAUACAUAGUAUUGUUUGCAGCUAUUUUUCCUCUGGCUGCUGCUCUCACAUAUAUUUUCAAUUUUAUUGAGAUCUGGAGUGAUAAAUUCAAAUUAGCGUAAACAUUCAUAUUAUAUUAAGAAAUAAAUUAUACCAACGAAACCUACCAAAAAAGGCAUAUAGCAUUGGUGAAUGGAGAAUUGUGUUGAUGACUCUAUCAGUCUUAUCAAUAUACACUAACACUGCCUUUAUAGCCUUAGCUUAUUUCAAUGUAUUUGAUACUUGCUAGAAAACAGGAUGUGAUUGGGAAAACAUUCUUAUUCUAUUAUUUAUCAUUGAACAUUUCUCAUUAGGUUUGAAGUAUAUUGUAUCAAAAACAAUCAAUUGUAAACCUAAAUGGGUUAGGAUUGUGUUGAGAAGAAUGAGAAGGAAAAGAAGAAAUUUUAAUUAUUGA
Molecule: messenger RNA, 2123 nt
Organism: Paramecium octaurelia
Lineage: Eukaryota; Ciliophora; Oligohymenophorea; Peniculida; Parameciidae
Source: the annotation of a GenBank genome assembly